AUGGAACAGUCAUUAGAUAAAGAACUAAUUUUAAAUGCAACCAACCUCAAUGCGAAAGAAACAACAGAAAAUGUCAUGAUACUAGGUUUGGAUGAAGAUGCAAACUUAGAUUCAGCGCAAAUUUUCUUCGAAGAAGAAUUUACUAUCUGCAAUAUUCAUAAUUUUAUACAAGAAUUAUUACAAAAUACGAAUAAUUAUACAAUAUACCUUACAGAUUUUCAAACAGAACAAUUAUUUGAUUGGCUUGCUGAAAAUGAUCUUGAUCAAGAAAAUAAUCUUAUCAUUUUAAAGCUAUUAGAAUUAUACACAAUGCAUUUUUGCACAAACAAGUCUUUUGAUUUUCCUGAUGAUGCUCUUUCCAUAUUGUUACCAUAUAAAUUCACUAUAUCUGCUCUUAAUAUUUUUUCAGAAAUGAUCAAUAGAAAACAUGAUACUGUAAAUACUCUUGAUAGAUUACUUAGCAAAGGAAUUUUUAGUACAAUAAAUUCAAUUUUAGAAUUUCCAAAUGAUUUAUGUGAUUCAGCAUUACACCUUCUAGCUACAAUUUAUUCAACUGCGUUUGAUGCAAUUAACAUUGAUUUGCCAUUCAAUUCAAUAAUGACAAAUAAAAUAUAUUUGGAUUUUCCAUCAAAUUCAUUCUUAGUUUUAAAAGCUUAUAUUGGAAAAUCUCAGGGGAAUGCAUUAAAAUUCACAGAAUUUAAUGCAACAGAUAUUUUUUCUAAUAUUGUUCAAUUUCCAGAAUCAGUAUUUAUUGCUGUUCAAUUUUUUAAUGAAUUAGUUUGCCAGAUUGAUGAUUUAAAUAAUUUAUUGGACGAUUAUAAUGUAGCUAUAUUUUUUAAUUGGAUAAUUGAAAAUUCAUCAAAAACAAAUAAUUUAUUUUCAAAAUCAGUACCAUACAUCGAAAACAUUUUAUAUAAUCAUUUCGUUUGUCAUUCUUAUGAAGCAGUAUCAUAUAUCGUUGAUUGGCUAAUUUCGAAUAAUUUGUAUCAAAUUAUUUUUGAUAUUCUAUCGUCAUGUUCUUCCGAGUGCCAUAAUAGUUAUAUUAAAAUGCUAUGCUAUAUGCUGAUAUAUUCAACUCCAGGCCAAAUUAAUUAUUUAAUAAAUCAAAAUCCACUAUUAAUAAUACUUGGAGAAGAAGUUUCAGCAACAUGCAAUAGGGAGAUCAUAAAUAUGAUUUCUCAAGCAUUUGGAACUAUUGCAAAAUACCUUCGUAUUCAAAUUCAAGGCCCUCAGAAAAUUGAGAAUAUCAAGAAAAAAAUUGACAAGGAUUUUACCAAUUUAUUGGCAAACUACGAUAUACAAUUGAAUUCCACUUGUCUCAAUCAUCCGUUGAUCAACAUGCCACCAGGCCUUAGAGAAGAAUUAAUCGAAAUUUUAGAUCCUGAUGAUGAAUUCGGAUGCUUACAAAAGUUUAUAGAUGAUAUAGAUACUCUAAUGUUUGAUAGCUAA
Trichomonas vaginalis G3 is the source of this 1449-nucleotide messenger RNA. RefSeq lists its product as uncharacterized. NCBI's taxonomy places the organism in Eukaryota, Parabasalia, Trichomonadida, Trichomonadidae. The coding region runs from base 1 to 1449 and encodes 482 amino acids. The record is from RefSeq and is a predicted model, not a curated record. The transcript has a single exon.